Molecule: messenger RNA, 964 nt
Organism: Capsella rubella
Lineage: Eukaryota; Viridiplantae; Streptophyta; Magnoliopsida; Brassicales; Brassicaceae
Product: 36.4 kDa proline-rich protein
Exons: 2
Coding region: 1-684 (227 amino acids)
Source: RefSeq, a predicted model, not a curated record
AUGAGGUCUCGUACUCAAAACCUCUCCUUCCUCGUUCUCCUCCUCCUCGGCUUCGUUGCCGUCUCCUAUGCUUGCGACUGUAGCCCUCCUAAACCAUCACCAUCGCCUCACAAACCUCCUAAACAUCCCGUCAAACCGCCUAAACCACCUGCCGUUAAACCACCUAAACCACCGGCAGUAAAGCCACCCACCAAACCCCAUCCUAAACCACCCACCGUCAAACCCCAUCCUAAACCACCGGCAGUAAAACCACCCACCAAACCCCACCCUAAACCACCGGCACCACCCGUCGUAACACCACCAACACCAACCCCACCCGUCAUUACACCACCAACACCAACACCACCCGUCGUGACACCACCAACACCAACACCACCUGUCGUUACACCACCAACUCCAACUCCUCCUACUCCUAUCCCGGAGACUUGCCCAAUUGACACGUUGAAGCUAGGAGCUUGCGUGGACGUUCUUGGAGGUUUGAUUCACAUCGGGCUAGGGAAAAGCCACGCCAAGGAAGAGUGUUGUCCAGUUUUGGGAGGCUUACUUGACCUAGACGCAGCCGUUUGCUUAUGUACCACCAUUAAGCUCAAACUUCUCAACAUCAACCUUAUCCUCCCCAUUGCUCUUGAGGUUCUUCUCGACUGUGGAAAAACUCCACCGCCUGGCUUCAAGUGUCCCACUUAAACAAUGUAAAGCGUACGUUGAGAGUCUCUGCACGACUCCAAAAGAUUUCGUUUGUUCAAGAAUUUGUUCGUUUUAUGAUCUCUUUGGUGAUGGGAGGUUCAUUUGCAUGUGUGCGACCUUUAGUUACGUGUUUCAUUUGAUACAAUAAGAGGAGUUUGUAAUUUGGGUUUGAGAUCUCAAUUUCUUUGCGUUUUCAUGUUAUGUUGUACUUUUCAGGAAAAAAAAAACUGUAAAACGAUAUAACUUUUUUCUAAUAUAAACAAGUUUGUAUCAGUCUAAA